UGUGUAUUCCCAGGUGCUUUUAUGAUUCCUUUUAUUAUCCUGCUCGUCCUGGAAGGGAUACCACUAUUGUACCUGGAGUUUGCCAUCGGUCAACGCCUUAGAAAGGGCAGUGUAGGGGUUUGGGCUGCAAUUAACCCCUACUUGGCUGGAGUUGGUAUUGCAUCCAUGACUGUGUCAUUCUUAGUGGGCAUGUACUACAACACCAUCAUCGCCUGGGUGAUGUGGUACCUCUUCCAAUCUUUCCAGAGCCCACUGCCAUGGAGCCAAUGCCCUCUCAAUGAUAAUCGUACAGAUCUAGUGUCAGAAUGCAAACGCAGCUCUCCAGUGGACUACUUUUGGUACAGAGAAACACUGAACACCUCAGAGAAUAUUGAAGCGAGUGGAGGUCUGCAGUGGCAGAUGGUGCUGUGUUUGGUUGCAGCUUGGAUUGUGCUCUAUAUCUGCUGCAUUCGAGGCAUUGAGACCACAGGCAAGGCUGUGUACAUCACCUCCACUUUACCAUAUUUGGUCCUCACCAUCUUCCUCAUCCGAGGACUGACUCUGAAAGGGUCUGUAGAGGGAAUCAAGUUCCUCUUCACACCACAUGUGGAUGAGUUGAUGAAUCCAUCGACAUGGUUGGAUGCAGGAGCCCAAGUGUUUUAUUCCUUCUCCCUAGCUUUUGGAGGUCUCAUCGCAUUCUCCAGCUACAACCCUGUUCACAAUAACUGUGAGCAAGAUGCUGUUAUCAUCUCCAUCAUUAAUGGCUUAACUUCUAUCUUUGCUGCCACUGUCAUCUACUCCAUCAUUGGCUUCCGGGCAACAGAGCAGUUCGAUGCCUGCGUUAAUGAAAACAUUGUGAUGCUGCUGAAUGCAUUUGAUCUAGCUGAGGGGACCAUCACAGAGAGCAACUAUGAUGAAAUGCUGCAAAAGCUCAACAGCACAGUCUCAGGAUUAGAGAUAAUUCAGGGGCUGGACCUCAGCUCCUGCAGCCUGAGGUCUUUUCUCAGUGAUGGAGUGGAGGGAACGGGUCUGGCCUUUAUUGUGUUCACAGAGGCCAUCACAAAGAUGCCCAUUUCUCCCCUCUGGUCCAUUCUCUUUUUCAUCAUGCUCCUCUGUCUCGGGCUCUCCACCAUGUUUGGAGCUAUAGAGGGAGUUGUGGUUCCUCUGCAGGACCUAAAUAUCUUUCCUAAGAAAUGUCCUAAAGAGGUGGUCACAGGAAUCGUAUGCCUCUUUUCCUUCCUGAUUGCGCUCAUCUUUGCACUGCGGUCUGGUGAUUACUGGUUAGCACUCUUUGACAGCUUCGCAGGCUCCAUCCCUCUACUCAUUAUCGCCUUCUGCGAGAUGAUUGCUGUAGCCUAUCUGUAUGGAAUGGAUAGGUAA
Molecule: messenger RNA, 1359 nt
Organism: Plectropomus leopardus (leopard coralgrouper)
Lineage: Eukaryota; Metazoa; Chordata; Actinopteri; Perciformes; Serranidae
Source: RefSeq, a predicted model, not a curated record